Messenger RNA from Kickxella alabastrina, 810 nucleotides. RefSeq lists its product as uncharacterized. Lineage: Eukaryota; Fungi; Kickxellomycota; Kickxellomycetes; Kickxellales; Kickxellaceae. The coding region runs from base 1 to 810 and encodes 269 amino acids. The transcript has a single exon. Gene Ontology annotation, molecular function: oxidoreductase activity. The record is from RefSeq and is a predicted model, not a curated record.
AUGGACAUUCAGACGCUUUUUUCGGUCAAGGACAAGGUUGUUGUAGUGACCGGCGGCGGCACGGGAAUCGGGCUGAUGGUUUCGACGGGUUUUGUCAAGAACGGCGCCAAAGUGUACAUCACCAGCCGCAAAGCCAAAGUGCUUGAGAAUACCGCGCGGGAACUCACCUCCAUGGGACCCGGCCAAUGCAUCCCUCUGUCCUGCGACCUCCAAGAGUACUCGCAAACCGAACAGCUUGCGCAAACCCUCGCCGAGCUCGAACCCAAUGGCAUCAAUGUCCUGAUAAACAACUCAGGCGCAACCUGGGGCACCGACGACCUAGAGUCAUAUCCGGACAAGGCAUGGACCAAGCUUCUGACCCUCAAUGUUCAGAGGGUGUUUACCCUGACACAGCUGCUUUUGCCUCUGUUGGAGAAAAAGGCGCGGAAGGAUAGUCCUUCGAAUGUCAUUAAUAUUGGGUCAAUUGAUGGACUCAGAGUCCCGACUUUGAUUGUCCCGGCGUAUGCGGCGUCAAAAGCCGCUGUGCACCAUUUGACUAGGGUGUUGGCUGCCCAUCUGGGCCCCAGAGAUAUUACCGUUAAUGCUAUUGCGCCUGGCCCCUUCCAGUCAAAUAUGAUGAAGGCUACUUUGGAAAACCUCCAUGACGCUAUUGUGAGCAGGGUUCCAAUGGGGCGGAUUGGGUCGCCCGAGGAUAUGGCCGCGUCAUGCAUUUUUUUGGCUAGCCGCGGUGGCGCUUACGUAAACGGCGUUGUCAUUACUGUUGACGGCGGUUCGAUACUUGGAAACCGGCCGUAUACACCCAGCCUUUAG